Haliotis rubra (blacklip abalone) is the source of this 1797-nucleotide messenger RNA. Its product is annotated as transmembrane protein 128-like. The coding region runs from base 29 to 607 and encodes 192 amino acids. The transcript is spliced from 4 exons. Lineage: Eukaryota; Metazoa; Mollusca; Gastropoda; Lepetellida; Haliotidae. The record is from RefSeq and is a predicted model, not a curated record.
AUAAAUACCGUAACCUGAUUGUAUCAAAAUGGCGACUUCAGACGAUUCCAGGGAAGUGUUUCAAAGGAGAGUUCAGGCUAGAAUUGCCGGACAGUUUCUGAAGCAAAUUGAUCCAGAUGCCCUUGAGGACCCAGACCGAUACAGUGGUACCAAUGCUGGCAAACUUACCAGUCAGAUAGACCCAGAAACUCAGAAGAAAUUUGAGGCAAAGUUUGGAAAAUACCGUCGAAAGGAAUCUGUAUUCAGCAUUGUCAAUGUGCUCUGGUUGGUGGCUGGUGUGGCGGUGUUUUAUUUCUCAGAUGUUGUCAUGGUGAUCAGAUACGACCCCCGUGUGGACAGAUUAUGGUUCAACAUUGGCUCGGUGUUGAUGGGAAUCAACAUCUCCAUUGCCAUGUUUCUGGUGGUCUACCUGUCCCAGAUCAAGAAGAUCAGCUCUGACGACUGGGAGCGACACUACCCUGCCCUCAUCCCCAUCGCCACAGCAGCCUUCAUAUUCGGCGGCAUCAGUCUGACAGUGGGUCUGUGGCCGGUCUGGGGACUCCUCACAGUGCCAAUCCUCUUCACCAUGUUCAUGAGCUUUGUCGUGUUCGUUGCGAUGUUUGGAUGAAAGGUGCCAUGUUGAAGCAGAGGAUGAAGUGUUCUGAUGUAAGUGUUAGUGACAGACCAAGUCAAUCAGGGGGAAUGUGUAACUGGCAAGUAAUUCAUAGCAGGAAGAGUGUGGAAGUCACCAGGGACGGUGGAGUUGGCAAGAGUCAAGUGUCAGUGACAGUUGACAGUGGGGGUGACACGUAGCAAGUUUGGAUACACAACUCCUCUGUUGGACAUGGCUGACAGUAAUAUCCAGCAGACGGACACGUUCUGAAGCAGGAGGACAUAUUGACGCACUGCUGUGUUUUGUAUGAGUACCAUCGAAAACUUUCAGAUAACACAUACCAAACACAGCAUAUCUGUCUCACACCUCAUCUCCCAGAGGAUCUGUACUUUUGAAUGAUUGUGAUUCUUUGAUAGCAAUAAGAAUAUAUGGUAAUUUUUUUUAAUGGAUGAGGUUAUGGCUAAAGAAACUGCAUGAGUUAUACAGGUGUGGAUUAUGUUUUGAUAAAAACAGUGCAUGGGUUAUGGCUGAACAAAGUGCAUGGGUAAUACAAGCGUAGAUUAGGUUAUGGAUUAAGACGGUGUGUGGGUUAUUUCACUGCACAGUUGAGGUUUCGGCUAAAGACAGUGCAUGAGCUAUUUAGACAUUGAUGAGGUUAUGGAUAAAAAGGAUGCGUGAGAUAGUUGGAUGUGAUGAGUUAUGGCUAAAGAAAGUGUAUGGGUGAUAUCAACACUUUAUACCUUAUCAUCUUAAGGUUAUCAAUAUCUUCAGUGUUUGGUUAGCCAGAAAUCAGAGGCCUUAUUUCUUUCCCAACUUUAGCUUAAAAUAUUGUCAGUUUACUGAAAAACCUGUGAUAGGAUGAGGAUCAGGAUUCAAGUAUGUGUUAUUAAUAUAUUUACUGGCACCAAAUAAAGGUUUUGUGGGGUUUUAUGUUUAAUAUUACAGUCCUGUUCUUGACAGUUGAUUGUGAGUCAAUGCAUGAUUGGAAGCCUCUGUGGGUUUGUGUGACGGUUUUAUGAACAUGUCCUUGCAUACAUAAUAUCUCGGUUAUAUGCUUUUAGGUUUCUAAUCCUGUUUCUGUAAAGGUUGAGAUAAAUGUGUGAUUUUAUAUUUAUUAUAACAUGAACCUCUUAACAUGUGAAUUAUUUCUUUUCUUUUUAUGUGCAUAUUGUAACAUUUCAUGAAAUAAAUAUUCUUUUACAUUU